AUAUCACCAGCACUAGUUGAACCGGUAUCAUUCACAGCAUAACAUUAGUCACUACUCACUAGUAAUUUCUCGACCUGUUAAGUGUGUAAACGUUGAAAUGUCUUGCUGCAAAGGUCCCGGCUACGCGUCACCAUUAGACGCAUUUCACAAUGGCCCUAGAGAGGAGCUAUUAUACGUGAUCUGUGUACAACCCGACAAAACGAAGCAGGACUAUGUUGCUACGGUCGACGUAAAUCCUAAAUCCUCUACUUAUAGUCAGGUCAUACACAGGACCUAUACUGGGGCAGUAGGUAACGAACUGCACCAUAGUGGGUGGAAUGUGUGCUCCAGCUGCUACGAUAGACCAGAACUGAAGAGGGACCUACUCGUCUGUCCAAGUCUCCAUUCAUGUAAUGUCUAUAUUUUUGAUGUUGGUACAAAUCCCAGGAAACCAGAAUUACAUAAGGUAAUCGAUGGUUCAGAAAUGAGGUCGUUCAACUGCAGUUUCCCACACUCGGUACACUGCCUGGCGAGUGGAGAGGUCAUGAUUUCCACCAUGGGCGACGCAAAGGAAAAUGGAAAAGGAGAUUUUGUGCUGAUUGAUUCGAAGACUUUGAAAAUUACAGGUUCUUGGGUAAAAGGAGAGAAGAAAGCCAAAUUUGGUUACGAUUUUUGGUAUCAACCGUACCACGACGUUAUGAUCACAACUGAAUGGGGUUCACCGAAACAUUUUAAAACAGGUUUCCACCCCUCGGAUGUAUCCAAUCCAGAACUGUAUGGAACCAGUCUCAAUUUUUACCGCUGGUCGACGCACGAGUUAAUUCAAGUUAUAGAUUUAGGGAUGGAAGGGUCUGCACCCCUUGAGACCAGAUUCCUACAUAAUCCCAAAGCCGCUGAGGGAUUUGUUGGGUGUGCAGUACAGGGAAACGUAUACAGAUUUUACAAAAACAGCAAUGGAACAUGGAAUACCGAUAAAGUCAUCGAUAUUCCAAUCGAUAUUCCAGCUAAAACUGUGUUACAAGAUGGAGUUGAAACUGAAAUUAAUGCUCUGGUAGGCGACAUAUUGUUGUCAUUGGACGAUAAGUACCUCUACUUAUCAUGUUGGCUGCACGGGGAUGUGAGACAGUACGAUAUAUCAGAUACGAAAAAUCCAAAGCUCGUUGGACAAAUUUUCCUUGGCGGGCAAAUAGCGAACAACGACCUAAAAGUAAUCGAUGACAAGAAAUUGGAGGAUCCACCAAAGCUUGUAACUGUAAAAGGAAAAAGGCUUUAUGGCAGUCCACAGAUGAUACAACUAUCUCUAGAUGGAAAAAGGCUGUAUGCAUCCACCUCUCUGUAUUCACCCUGGGAUAAGCAAUUUUAUCCUCAAAUGAUCAAAGAGGGUGGAUGGAUUUUAAAAAUAGAUGUGGACACCGAAAACGGAGGACUGAAGCUAGAUGAAGAUUUUCUUGUGCAUUUUGGUGAUGAACCUAAUGGCCCGGUUUUACCUCACGAAAUUAGGUACCCUGGAGGGGACUGCACUUCAGAUAUUUGGUUAGCUAAAGAAUAGUGUGCCAAAGCUCAUAUUUUUUAUAAAAUAAGAAUUUAAAAUUAAGCUUUCAAUUUCCGUUUGCACUUAUAAUUAUUGUUAGUUCUAUGGAAAAUUUGAUAACUAGAAACCGAUGCUAAAGAUGCUGCUUUGCGUGUUAUUAGAGACUUAGUUCUAAGUAUGACUAUGUCAAAAACUUAGCACUAAGACACGAGUCUUCGGUGCAAACGGAGUAUACGCUAUAAAUAUUAAUUAACACUCGCUUGCAAUGUUAUUUUAAGCUUUUACCAAAAUACUGUUAAACGACCGUGCGUAAUCCAAUAUUAGAAUGUUUUGUACAAAGUUGUAAAAGCGAAAUACAUGUGUAAUAAUAUGA
Molecule: messenger RNA, 1883 nt
Organism: Pieris brassicae (large cabbage white)
Lineage: Eukaryota; Metazoa; Arthropoda; Insecta; Lepidoptera; Pieridae
Product: methanethiol oxidase
Exons: 11
Coding region: 98-1528 (476 amino acids)
Molecular function (GO): selenium binding
Source: RefSeq, a predicted model, not a curated record